Molecule: messenger RNA, 1803 nt
Organism: Cyprinodon tularosa
Lineage: Eukaryota; Metazoa; Chordata; Actinopteri; Cyprinodontiformes; Cyprinodontidae
Product: oocyte zinc finger protein XlCOF6
Exons: 8
Coding region: 127-1722 (531 amino acids)
Biological process (GO): regulation of transcription by RNA polymerase II
Cellular component (GO): nucleus
Molecular function (GO): RNA polymerase II transcription regulatory region sequence-specific DNA binding; DNA-binding transcription factor activity, RNA polymerase II-specific
Source: RefSeq, a predicted model, not a curated record
GCAACUUCCGGUCUCUGAUCAGGACAACAUCCGGUUUCCUUCGAUACCUGAUCAGACCCGGAUCACACAGCAGCAGAAGUUGGUGUCAGAUGAUCCCAGGCGACCAGUCAAGGAUCUGCGGCGGUGAUGUCGGGGGUGGAGCAGCGGUACAGUGACAUCAGCCCUGUGACCCUACAGGUGGCGGGCGGGGUCGUGACCUCCAGGCUGUACUGCAAGGAAGUGGAGGGUUUGUCUCAGGCAGAGUCCUUCCUGGUGGAACUUUAUCGCUGCAAACUGUGUCAGUUCACCUGCGGACUCAAGGCCACCAUCAGCAGCCAUGUCUUACUCCGCCACGACCCCCCAGACCUCCCAUGCCUUAGCGGACCUGAAGGAGACGAGGUGGGCCGGGAGGGCUCCGAGCCAGAACUCCAGCGGAUGGAGUCGCCGUACCAGCUGGAUCUGAACGGAGAGGCUAAGCAGGGCGAUGAAGAUGAGGAGUUCCUGCUCUACAACAUGCUGGACUCCAUGAGCCCAGCCAGCUGCGACAUGACCACCGAAGACGGGCUUCAGGUGGCCCACACCUGCGAGGUCAGCACAUUGUUUGACGAUGAGGAGGAAGAGUCUUCGGUCUUCCCUCUGAAAAGAGGAGCAGCAGACAUUUCCUGCCCCAUCGACCCCCCCUCCACCCAGGAGGAGAUGGACCAGUCUGCCCACCUCAUGACUCUUGGACUCUGUCGUAUCUCCACCAUCAAAUCUCCUGUGGAAGCCUCCUGUCUAGAGCAGAGGACAGAUGGACAGAGAGAGGCUCCGCCCCUCCGCCACCGCCAGCUGCCAUGUCUCCUCUGUCCCGUGACGCUUCCAUCCAGACGGAUGCUCGGUGUCCACGUCCGUUCCCAUAGAGCGGCCGGCGGCUUUGACUGUCCCAGCUGUGGCUGGACCUCCGACAGCUGGGAGGCGUUGGAGCUUCACUGGAGGAACCACAGUAAGAAGGGGAGGAGGAGGAGUAGGAUGGGAAAGCAACCGAGGAGGAAGGAAGAUCAAGAGCGUUACAAGGUCACGCGAAGGAGGGAGGAGCAUCAGGGAAAGCAGAGGAGCUGUGGGAAGAACAGAAGGAGUGCUGCGCCAGGAAGCCCAAUCAGCACAUCCACAGACAGAUGGAGGUCCCAGCCAAUUGAACAGACAGAAACAAAGAAGGCAGGGCUUCCUGACAGGAGUUCUGUUCCCAGUCAGACCAGUUUACUCCAAAGUGGUUCAUCACAGAAUGACUCAGGAAACAAGAAAACGGAGGAGCAGAAAUGUGAUGGCGAGCAGAUUAGUCUUACUUGCUCACUGUGCCACAGAAAGUUUUCAUCUAAGCUCACACUGAAACGUCACCUGGGUGUCCACAGAGCGGAAAAACCUUUUAUCUGUCCCCACUGUCCAUACAGCAGCAGACUGAAGGCGUCACUGAUGCAACAUCUGAGAACUCACACAGGUGAGAAACCCUUCAGGUGUUCUGAGUGCCCAUAUGCUUCCAUUGAUCGCAGCUCUCUGCUGAGACACAGCAGGACUCACAGCCAGGAGAAACCGUACAAUUGUCAGCUCUGUAGCUACAGCAGUAUCCAAAAGAAGAGUCUGGACCUUCACGCACGACGUCAUCACACAGGUGAGGUGUUUCCAUGCCAGCAGUGCGAGUACUCCAGUCCAGACCGCCAACUGCUGCUGAAACACAUUCGAAGACGCCAUACCCCCUCCCAGCUCUGAUUGGACUGUGAAGCUGCUGUUGAUGUCACUUAGUGUGCUGGUCACAUGUUUACAUGACAAUAAAAAGAUUAUUACUAAUAA